This is a messenger RNA of Solea senegalensis (Senegalese sole), 6067 nucleotides long. RefSeq names its product checkpoint suppressor 1 (gene ches1). The transcript has 6 exons. Gene Ontology annotation, biological process: regulation of DNA-templated transcription. Gene Ontology annotation, molecular function: DNA-binding transcription factor activity; cis-regulatory region sequence-specific DNA binding. NCBI's taxonomy places the organism in Eukaryota, Metazoa, Chordata, Actinopteri, Pleuronectiformes, Soleidae. The coding region runs from base 305 to 1765 and encodes 486 amino acids. Gene Ontology annotation, cellular component: nucleus. The record is from RefSeq and is a predicted model, not a curated record.
GUGUCCGUGUGUGUGUGUGUUUAGGUACGAUAGCUCGCUCGCUCGCUCGCUCGGUGGUACAAGCGACUGGCGGGGCGGAUAUGGAGGGGCUCAGGAAAAACGCUGGGAACUGACCGAGCACCGAGACGAAGAGAGGGAGCGAGAAAGAGAAAGAGAGAGAUAGAGAGAGAAGAAGAAGGACGGACAGCACGGAAGGAAGGACGGAAGGAAAGGAGAUAGAUAAGUCUGAAAGAGGAGAGGAAGAGUGCGAAGAAGGGGCUCGUCUGGAACACAGAAGGAUUCUAAGGUGUGAGCCCUGGGCUGGAUGGGACCCACCAUGCCCCCCAGUAAGAAGGCCCAGAGCCCCAGUAGUGGAGCCAGUGCCUCGCAGGGCAUGAGCCCGCCGUACCGGCAGGGGGACGCCGCCACGGCAGCAUCAGAGGCGGAGGCAGCUGACCUCUCCCUGUCCCUUUCUGCCUCCUUCUCCAAGGCUGAGGACGAGGAGCUCACCAGCCUCUCCUGGCUCCACGAAAGCACGGACCUCCUCAACAGCUUCAGCCACUCAGGGCUGCGUAGCGUCUCCCCUCUACAAGACCCAGACGGUCAGCACCCACGCUCGCCCUCCUCCUCGUCUCCCUCCCCAGACGACCCCCUGCUUGGCGACGCACACUCGGCGUACGACUUGGCAGCAGGGGCGAACAGGAAACCGCCGUACUCCUUCAGCUGCCUGAUCUUCAUGGCCAUCGAGGACGCGCCAAACAAACGACUGCCCGUUAAGGAUAUCUACGGCUGGAUCCUGGAGCACUUCCCAUACUUUGCUAACGCCCCCACAGGAUGGAAGAACUCGGUGCGCCACAAUCUGUCACUGAACAAGUGCUUCAAGAAGGUGGAUAAAGACCGGAGCCAGAGCAUAGGCAAAGGCUCCCUGUGGUCCAUAGAUCCGGAGUAUAGGCACAAUCUGAUCCAGGCAUUGAAGAAGACGCCGUAUCAUCCUUACUCGCCCGGCCUGGCCACGCCCUCCACCUCUCCACCCACCCUGCCUCAGACAUUUCACCACAGCCCUCCAUUGUGGUCGGGGAGUCCCCUCUUCAGAAAGAACGGAGGAGUUCUCCUACAAGUUCCUCGUGGUGUGAUCCAAAAUGGUGCCCGUGUCCGGAGCCAGGCCCUCUUUCCUGUGAUCAGACCCCUACCUGUAAGCCCUGUGGGAAGCAGAACCUCGGCCAUACGAUCAUCCCUGGGAGAUUAUCUAAGCCGAGGACAGGACAGCCCAUCCCGCUACUCCCCUCCGCCCGGCAGUGAGGACCUCCAGGACGACCACACUUACAGCACCGCCAAAUCCCCCAGCAGGCUGUGCUCCUCCCAGGUCGCAGCGUCUUCCUGCCCUCUGGACGACGACGACGACAUCAUCGCCGUGGAGAUCCAAUCAGACGUCAAAGCCGAGCCCCGGGAGAUCCCAUUGGACUCUCACAUCACCACUGCCGCCACUGCCUACAUUUCCCAGCAGCCCCUGCGCGGACAGAGACGUAGUUCGGGGUCGGGAGCUGGGACUCUGGCAGGCAGCAGUUUGCCCUGGACCAAAAACCGAGCGAAGGGCAUUAGCGACACACUGCCACUGAAAAAGCGGCGCGCGGCGGCAGUGGAGAAGCCGCCAGAGAGCGACGACGAGGAGAUGAAGGAGGCGGCGGGGUCGCUGCUCCACCUGGCGGGGGUCAGAGCCUGCCUCAACAACAUCACAAACCGCACCGCCAAGGGCCAGAAGGAGCAGAAAGAGGCCCUGAGAAACUAAGACACACACAUAGAACAAGUACACCGUCAUGCAAACACACACACACACACACACACACACACAAACACAUACAAUACACAAAUAGGUCAACAGGUAAUGUUACUUCAGCAUUAGUCUCUACGGACACUUCUCAUCUCCCUCUAUCUAUCUGCAGGGCAUUAGGUGAAUCCUACUUAUUUGUGGCAAUAUCAAAAAUCUAUGUUUUCCUACAUGUUCAGCAACACUAACAUCAAUGGGUAUUUCUCAUGUGUCUUUGUUGUUUUUGUUGUUUAAAAAGGGGAUGAAAGCCAUACAAAAAAAAAAGGAAAAAAAAAAAAAGAGCAUGUUUUGUCACUAAUUUGGAAAAAGUCGAACCCGACGAAACUGAAUCACAUCGCGGAGCGUGCAGUCCAUGAGCAGAAGACGGCUGUUUUGUCUUACCUGUUUGUUUCUUUGUGAAUCUGUAGCAAUCUUGCAGCAAUGCCAGCAACGGCGGCGGCAGAGCCGACGAGACACAGCCUCUCCACCAAGACUCUCUCGGCCGCCGGCUAGCAUCACUCUCCUACAUCCACGAGCACAAAUGUGAGACUGUGCCAAAGAUAAGUGACCAGGUUGCUUCAUGUAGCCGAUACGACAGCUGACAAAAAAUGAAAAAAAUAAAAUAAACACAUGAAAUGAGAGAAGGCAUAGUAGUAAAGAACAGCUAGAGAGAGAAUGACCGUACGCGUCAAAAUAAUUGUAAAACCCAAUGUGAUAUAUAUUCAUGCACUUAAGAUUAUUUUACGCCACUUAUAAUAAAAGCAUCAUGGGUAAAGACAUGGUUUAUUUCAAGAGCACUCAUAGUAUUUAAGAAUAGAUUUAUUAAAGUGAAAAAAAAUAAAAAAAAAUAAUGAUCAUGUUUAUCACCAUAGAGAUGGAUAGUGUGCCGGGUCUGAGGCAAUAUCUCCUUCAUUUUGUUGUUGUUGUUGCAUUAUGUAAACGUCCCUGAAACUUCCCCCUCAGUAUUUGUGUCCAUAAGCGUAGACACCAGGUAUAGAUACCAUAGCUACCACAACCUUCCUAUUCAUUUGACGACGUCAAAGAACUAUAUACAUAAAACUGUGGGUUUUUAGAUUUCCGUUUGUGUCUGUUUACCCUCACUCUACCCUCAUAAAGAUAUAAGCAAUUUGUCCCGCGCGGACAACUCUGUAAAAAGGUUAGAAAAUAUUUUAUUUUUUUCCUUUCUUAAUUGAAGCAAUUUGACCUGCAGGACUUUCUCAGUUAUAUUGCAUGGGUGCUUGUAAAUAAGAUAAAAAGCAAAUCUUUUUUAUUCAAAGAUCAUGUAAGAUAAACAAUGUAUUUAGCAUGAAGCAUGACUUAUUUUCAUAUAAACCUUGAAUCUAGAGGAAAGAAAAAAAGUUUUGCCGCCAAUUCUUAUACCCGUGGUUAUAUUAUUGGAUUUUUGUUUUGUUUGUUUUGUUUUUUUUUCUUUAAAAAACUUUUGGGUUCCUGUUAUGUUUCUUCUGAGCGGGCUUUCAAAGACACGUCUUCAGGGAGGAAUGUGGGGGGGAUCACUCUGCAAUUAGAGGCCCAAGGGUGCCACCUGUGGGCUUCGGGUUCAGGCUUAUGUAGGCCAGCUGAAUCACCUCUUAGGGGUGGGCUUCCGUCUUCUUCUGCCUGUACAGUGAUUUUUUGGUGUUCAGUGUUAACCCCAGUGUUAUUUCAGAACACGUCUGUAGAGUGUGUGCGUUUGUGUGCCCAGGAACACAUGCCCUUUAACAUUGUGCCUGCCUGCCUGCCUGCCCUCAGUACCUCUGUUGUCAUGUCUCUGACAUGUGUUGACAGGACGUUAACUUGUCUUUAUUUAUAACAUUGUUGGGGGGGUUGGGUUCCCCCACCCCCCGCCCCCCCUCCUGUGUGUCAAUGUACAUGUGUUCUUUAUUUUCCAUCCGCAUUGUUCAGUGUAAAUGUGUGGAAUCAGAUAAGAACCUCAUAUGUCAAAGUGGCAUAACCUGGGAGUUGAGGAUCGUUGGAAUGACGCGGUUAAAGGUGAUAUAUGUAAAAUAUGUACAACAGCUACCUUAAGCAUUUAAAGCGGUUACUACGCCGUGGUCGCCCGCACGUUACACAGUGUCCUCCGUCGUACAUAUACGUCACUGUCCCACUCUGUGUUUUAUUUUUUUUAUAAACGCUGAAUCUAUUGAUAGUGAUUCAGAGGCAGAGACAGGAAAGGGAAACCUGAUGAGAGGAGGCGACAAAAAAGGAUUGUAAAAACAUUAAAAUAAGUUCAAUUAUGCACCGACAACGGCAGAGCGUUAUGGCGCUUUUCCAUAUACAGUUCUAUCGCUACUCGGUUCUACUCGGUUUGAUAUUAGGCACUUUUUUUUUUUUUUCCAUUACUUCGCGAAACUGCCAUGACGUUGUUUUCUACGCGACACAAACACACCGGAUCCUCCCAGCAGCCACAGUGUAUGUUUGUGGACAGCAGCCAUUUAAACAAUCAAAAAAUUCUCUCUCUUCCAGUGACGACACUCUCUGACCAGUCAGUGGUCAGCAGUGUGUUGAUGUCACGUGUACGAUCCCUGAUGGAAAAAGCAAAAAGUCGAGUCCAGUCAAGCCGAGUAGUGCUAGAACUGCAUAAUGGAAAGGCUUAGCCAUUAGCUAACCUUGGCAUAAAGCAUUCAUGUCUUUCAGCCGUCUAUAUUUUAACACAGCUCCACUGCAAUCGCUUGUUUUCCCUUAUCCUCGAUUUUAAGAGGAGCAGUGGGGCUGUUUCAGUGUAGGUUUAGGUAAAAGACAACCUGUCACUGGGCGUGUGGCAGUUGGGUUUGGCACAAAAUAUCAAACCAGAACAAGAACAAAGUUUGUGUCCUGCAAAAGAACAUUUAAAUUGGGAAUACACCGGCUGCACCAUUGUUGUCAGUGAAGCUCUGUAUUUUCAUUUAAUGACAUAUCAUGGUCAUGUUAUGACUUCAUAUAACACAUGUCUUACAUAUGGCACCUUUAAGGUUGUUUUAUAUCAUUUGCAUUCAGUGUUUUCAACCCUGUGAAAUGUAUUACUCGUGCAUGUCAUGCUUCCAUGGAGUCUGUCACAGAUUUAUCUAAUGAGCCCAAUCCGAGGAUCAGAGGUGGAUGAUUUAUUUUGAUUUUUUUUUUCAACAUUCACACAAACUUGACGUAAAUUUGAAAGAGCCGCAGUGAGCCUUUGACAGAAGUGAUAAACAUUAGAUACCGCCACACUGCCAUUAUUUGGCAUGCUUUUGCUAAGUCUGCAACGCAUUAUAGUAUUAAUUUUCCCUCACAUGCAGCGAUGCAUAUGAAUAAAAAAAGAAAGCAGCUUUGUGGGAUGGGGUGUAGCAGCAGCAGCAGAGUCACUCGAGGUUCUGUUUGAAGCCAACCGGGUAAACAAAUGCAUGUUCCACCCUCUGGUACAGUCUUCUACCACCUGUAGCAUGCAUCACUGGCUUCAUAUUUUGUAUGGUGUCCAUUUAAGGAAAAAAAGGAGACACACUGUCAGUGUCCUUGUUGUGUGCCAUCCGUCUCUUUUCUGAUAUUUGUCUGAGUGCUCCAGCGGCCCAGGUCAAGCACUCUGCUGUAUUUGCAGUCACAACCCACUGUUGUGGUGACUAAUAACGUGUUCGGUUGGCGAGAGGCACGUCGAGGGGAGAAUGUGUUUUUUUUUCUUUCUUUCCCUCUGACUCACUCAGUGACCUGGGGAAAGAUGAACCCCUGACCCACGUGUCCGGAAAAAACCCAACAAACCUGGGACAUAUUAAAGCAAAUGAAAUAAACUUCACUGCCUAAAAAGCCCCCAAAACAACGUAUUUCCUUCAAAACCUGCCAAACAUUCAUUGACACACUCUGAAAGAUGUACUUGCCAUUGUUUCGUUUACGUUUUUAUGCACAUGUUCAUGUUGUGUUUUCUUUGUCUGACAAAGUUAUCUACAAUACUGCCAUUUUCUUUCUGUGACUGCCUGAGCUGAAUAUUGGAAAGCCAUAGGUUAGAGAUGUCAAAAUGCAAAACUGUUAUUGAUCCGUGAGAUGUGACGCAGAGUACGCCCCCACGUGUCGUCUUUUUUUCCGUUCUUUCCUUCUUUUUCUUUCUUUUGUUUCCUUUCUUUUAGUAAGUGUUCAGUUCUCUCCGUAUUGUGCAAUCAUAUUGCCAAAGAAUGAUUUCAAGACCUAUUUCAUCACUACAUGUAAAUAUCAACGUUGUCCAAUACCGUGGCAAAAAAAUAUAUAAAUGUUGUUUUAUUUUGUUUUCCAUUUUCUGAAAAACUACAAUGAUGUUUAUGUGAUGUAUUGUCUUCCAGUUGGUUGCAAUAAUAAAAAAUACAAGUUGCA